Messenger RNA from Mitosporidium daphniae, 1053 nucleotides. RefSeq lists its product as uncharacterized. NCBI's taxonomy places the organism in Eukaryota, Fungi, Microsporidia. The record is from RefSeq and is a predicted model, not a curated record. The transcript has 2 exons. Bases 1 to 1053 code for a protein of 350 amino acids.
AUGGAGGAUUUACCACCCUCUCGAAUCUACAUUGGGGGGUUGUCGACCUCUGUCACUGCUGCUGAAAUUACGUCAAGAUUGUCCGCAUAUGCGGAUGUAAAUAGCGUGGAAAUCAUCGAUUCUUCCCUGCCCGGUAUUCAGCCCAUUAAGGUUACUUUUAGAGGUUUCUCGCGGAUUUGGAUAUGUAAAUUUAUCCUUCAAAGACGCGUCCUGUUGGAAAAAAUGUAUUUCAUUCUAUUUGGUCAACUUCAUUGGAAACAUGGGAGAUAUGGCCGUUCAGUCCGUUCAAUGAAGCUUCGGUUUCCAGAUAACACUAUUCGAAUCAUUGAUCCUUUGUCUCAUAAAAAUGCAUUGGAAAAGCUUUUUGGCUCCGAAAAGCCAAAGCCUUACCACCUGCUCGCGUGGAAAAUAGACGACUUUGCAAAAGGCCGAGAUUCGCAAACUCUGCUUUUUUCUAGCGAAAAUGAGCUUGUCCCUCAAGUAGGUCAAGCUUUAACCGAUGAACAGCAGAUCCCUUCUCUUGAAGACCAACCCCAUAUUAAUAAGGACUCAAUGCCCAACUCCAAUUCAAUUGGACACCUUUUUGAUCCAUUGCUUUUUAAAGAAGGAAGUAAUGGCUUUAUGGCAUUUCUAAAUUUAGGUCUUUUCUCGGCAAUUGCAGAAUCCAGUUCUGCGGCCCCAGUAGAAACCCCAUCAUCUUGCACUGAAGCCUUGUCAUCUUCUGAUGUGGCGAAACAAUCUUCUUCGCCCAAUACUUUAGCAACUGCUGGAUCCCGAAGUUUAUGUUCGGCCCUUGAAGAAUGGAUAGGAUCAAUGCCUGUUGCUCCUGCAUUUGCAUUUAACCCAUUUGAACGGCUUCAUCAAAAUACGUCUUCCAGGUUGUACUUUUGUCGGUUAGAAGGGAAUGUGAAUGGUAAAGUUGAUGAUCAAAGCGUCAAUGAUCAAAGCGUCAACGAUCAAAAUUGGGUCUCACAAAAGGAAACUCUGAUGCAGGAUUUCAAGGAUGUCAGAAGAUUGCUCCUAGCCAAAAAAAAUAAAAGGUUUAAAUAUUGA